AUGUUAUCAUACAACAACUUAUGGUUGCUCACAGAAAGCAACACAAAUGCCGUCAUUGCUAAUUUUACUAAUUUGGGAUUGGCUUCUUGCAACCUUAGUGAGUUCCCCCAUUUCUUGCAUAAUCAAUAUGAGUUGCGGCGCCUGGACCUUUCCUCAAACAACAUUCAAGGCCCAAUACCUUCUUGGCUGUGGAACAUAAGCAGAAAUUCAUUGGAGUAUAUGAACCUUUCUCAUAACUUAUUAACUGGUUUUGAGGAAGCUUCGGUUGUUCUUCAAUGGGCUCAUCUAACCAUGUUAGACAUUCGGUCUAAUAUGCUACAAGGAUCACUGUGGUCCACCAAUUACUUUGAUGGAAGUAUUUCCCCAGCAUGGAGAAAUGGAUGCAAUUUGAGAUUUAUCAAUUUAAGCCACAAUAGAUUGCAAGGGCAACUACCAAGAUCAUUGGCCAAUUGUUCAAUGUUAGAGUUUAUCAACUUCGGUGAAAAUCAAUUAAAUGAUAGUUUCCCUUAUUGGUUGGGAAAUCUUCCGCAGUUGAAAGUCCUCAUUUUGAGAUCCAAUGGCUUUUAUGGUGCAUUAAGGAAAGUUGGAACGAGUAAGUUUUCUGAGCUUCAAAUCAUUGACCUAUCUCAGAAUAAAUUCAUUGGGCAUCUGCCAACUGCAUACUUUGAGAUAUGGGAUGCCAUGAAGAUUAUAGACACAAGCCACAUGACAUAUAUGGGUGAAAGUGACAUAUAUCCUGGUUCAUUUCCAGUUUUUGCAUAUGAAAAUUAUGAUUACUCAAUAAUCAUGAAUAACAAAGGCUUGCGAUUGGAAUAUUUGAAAAUUCCAAGCACUUUGGCGGCCAUUGAUUUCUCAUGUAAUAGAUUUGAAGGGGCAAUUCCAAAUGUCAUUGGAAAUCUUAAAGCACUUCAUUUGCUUAACCUUUCCAACAACAUGCUCACUGGUCAUAUACCAUCAUCUUUGGCAAACAUGAAAGAAUUGGAAUGCUUGGAUCUUUCUAGCAACUGGCUCUCAGGACAGGUACCUUUGCAAUUAUCUGAACUCACUUACCUUUCAUCAUUCAAUGUGUCUUGGAACAAUCUUUCAGGUUCUGUACCACAAGGAAAACAAUUUGACACAUUUGAUAGCAACUCAUAUAAAGGGAACUCAGGAUUAUGUGGAGCUCUUUUGGAGAUUAAAUGUGGAAAAUUUGAAACUAUCCCAUCAACUCCCUCCACUUUCACAGACGAUGAAAACUCAGGAUCUUUCUUUAAAAUUAACUGGAUGAUAAUAAUGAUAGGUUACGCAGGUGGCUUGAUAGUGGGAGUGGUUGCUGGGAAUGAGUUCACCAAAAGAAAACAUGAUUGGUUUGUGAAAACUUUUGGAAGGAAACAAUUGAGGAGACAAAGGAAGAAAAACAUAAGAAAUUGA
This is a messenger RNA of Hevea brasiliensis (rubber tree), 1410 nucleotides long. RefSeq names its product receptor-like protein 43. NCBI's taxonomy places the organism in Eukaryota, Viridiplantae, Streptophyta, Magnoliopsida, Malpighiales, Euphorbiaceae. The record is from RefSeq and is a predicted model, not a curated record. Gene Ontology annotation, molecular function: protein binding. The coding region runs from base 1 to 1410 and encodes 469 amino acids. The transcript has a single exon.